GAACUCAUGGCAUUGUGUUUGAAGGACCUGGAAAAGAGAAAAGAGCAAGAACUUGGUAACAGGAGGAGCAUAGAACAGGCUGCUAAUGAUCUGAAGGGACAUGCCAUUAUGAGCAAAAGGCAGCUGUCAGACACAGUGGCUGAGCUCCGGUUACUCCUUGGGGAAGAGGAGGAUCUGGCAAAAAAAUUCAUUGAUAAAAAGACUCAGCAAACCCUGGAAGCAUAUGAUCAGCAGGUGGAGUCCUGUCAAGAAAAACUUGCUGCCCUGGAGAGCUUCUCACAUAGAAUCAGACAAAUACAACAGCACAGUGAUCCUAUUCAGUUGCUGGAGGAGUACAUAGAAAUGGAGAAGGAAAUGCAGGAGCCCAGGCAGCUGUUGGAGCAGUGGCAUCCAAAUCCUCUCUCAUUUGAACAUGUGCUGAACUAUUAUAAGCACUUUGGGACAGCUCUCCAGUCCGUUCUACAGAAACCACUAGAAGCCCGGCUUACAGAAGAUAUCUUCAGUAGCCUUAGUGCCACUUCAGAGAAGGAGCCUGGAGCAGUGUUCAAAAUCACAUCUGCUGCUGAUCGGUUUCUUUUCUUAAAACAUGCAAGAUCACCAACCUGGGAGUAUAACAGCCUUCACCCAAAGCUGAAGUUGUCCGAUGACCGUCUCACAGUAAGCUGUAACUGGAGGAGAAUAUUCUACCCCUGUGGUCCCCAAAGAUUCGACAAACUAUGGCAAGUACUAAGCAGAGAUGCAUUCCUCUCUGGGAGCCACUACUGGGAAGUUGACCUGCUUCAUGCUGGAGCAGGAUGGUGGGUUGGCGCAGCCUACCCUUCCAUUGGCAGGAAAGGAGACUCUGAAACCUGCCGACUGGGCUGGAACAGAUCAUCUUGGUGCCUCAAGCGGUUUGACUUCGAGUACUGGGCCUUUCACAAUGGGGAGAGAAUCCCCAUCCCGACCGAGAAUGAUCCCGACUGCGUCGGCGUUUUUCUGGAUUAUGAAGCAGGAAUCCUCUCAUUCUACGACGUGUCCAAUGGCAUGGCUCAUCUGCAUACCUUCCGCUGCAAGUUCACAGAACCAGUGUACCCGGCCGUCAGGCUCUGGGAAGGCUCCAUCGCAGUACGCAAACUGACGUAA
This is a messenger RNA of Merops nubicus (carmine bee-eater), 1122 nucleotides long. RefSeq names its product tripartite motif containing 14 (gene TRIM14). Gene Ontology annotation, biological process: innate immune response. Gene Ontology annotation, molecular function: protein binding. The annotation marks the transcript as partial. The transcript is spliced from 5 exons. The record is from RefSeq and is a predicted model, not a curated record. NCBI's taxonomy places the organism in Eukaryota, Metazoa, Chordata, Aves, Coraciiformes, Meropidae.